Molecule: messenger RNA, 2391 nt
Organism: Choloepus didactylus (southern two-toed sloth)
Lineage: Eukaryota; Metazoa; Chordata; Mammalia; Pilosa; Megalonychidae
Product: collagen alpha-1(I) chain-like
Exons: 12
Coding region: 1-2391 (796 amino acids)
Source: RefSeq, a predicted model, not a curated record
AUGGUGAGGUGGACUCUAGAACUUGCCUCACCUCACAGCCAGAGGGGCUUGGGAGCGGCCAAGGGGGCACAGUGCCCGGUGGCAGAUGUUCUGCCACCCCAUGGCAUCUGCCAGGAAAGGCGGGAAGGGCAGAAGGGGCCUCGUCAGGGCGGUGGCUCUCCGAUCCCAGCAUCCGGCCUGACCCUAGGGGGCCUGAGUGCCCUGGGAAGCCAAGUUUGGCCGCUGGUGGCCGACCCCACUGAGGGGCCCAGAACGUCGGGGCAGGAGGUGCGGGCAGGGGCCCAGCGGGGACCCCUGACCUGCAUGGGCCUGAGCAAGCCCCUCCCCUUGGCUGGAACACACCCUGCGUCAGCUGCGGGGGCAGGAGGGGAGCAAGCUGGCCAGCUGCCACCCGUGCCCCUGGCCGCUGCACCGGGGGUGCCUCCAGCAGGACGGUCGGCGGGCACUAACGCUCAGGCACAUCCCCCAGGGGCCUGGGGAAAGGAGACCCCAGAGGGGGCGUUCAGUGGGGAGAGCCCUCCCACCCUGCGAGCCCAGAGAACAGCUGCCCAGGAACGCAUGGCUGAGACGUGCCACCCACUCGGGCCAUGGCUGCGGGCAGGGGGUGUCCUGGCUGCGGGCGGGAAGCGGGUACGAGCAGGACUGGCCUCGUCCGGGCAGGACCAGGGAGCGCAGACGGCAACCUCCGGGACGCCCCGCAGGAGCCCCGCGCCGGCCACGUCCCGGAGGGGAUCGGGGGCCGCGACCCCGGGAUGGGAGGUGACAGGUCCUCACACGGAGGGGCUGGGUGCCCUGGGGGACUCGUGGCCUUUUCACACCGUGACCAAAUCCCAGGAGCCCAAGGCCCAACCCUCUCUGGGUGAAAAUGAGGAAACUGAGGCCUGGGCAGGCCAAGGGCCCUGUGGCAGCCCCUUGGAGCCAGGCAGGAACCCAGAUGGCCGCCCGACACGGCCCGCCCCCACGCCCGUGGGCAGCAUCCCCCCAGGCCAGGGCAGGGUCCACGCAGGCCAGGCGGACACUCUGCAGGGCGUCAGGCGACAGCUCCCGAGGAGGGAGCCCCCGCACCCCAUCUCCUUCCUGGGCCGUGGAGGGGCUACAGGGAGUGGCCGAGGGGGCAGGAGACCAGGGAACCACAGCCCUCAGGGCCAGCUGGGGGGUCAGGGCGGCUCGGGCCUGGCCACUGGCCCCGCUGGCCGCUGCACCUAUUUCUGUAGUUGGUCACAGCGAGGCCUGCAGGUGGUCGUCCCCUUCCACGCCUCGGAGAGCAGGGGGAAGGACGGCAAGGGGCACACGAGCGUGGGGGACACAGCGGCUGGGGAGGGGGUCCUGGGCUCACCUGCCCCACCCCAGGGCUCCCACCAGGACGGACCUCCGCUGCUCCCGAAAAGGGCAGUGCCUAUUCCUGCCACCCAGUGUGGGCCGGACUGGGGGCCCCAGCCCGAUCCCGGGGGGCAGGGCUUCACGGGUUUCCUCACUCCCUCUCAGCCCACUGGAUCACCGGAUCACCUGGAUCUCGGUUCCCUGGUUCCUGGGGAAGCCGGCCGUGUGCUCCUGAGGAACCGAUCCGGCCGCCAGUGCCAUCUCCAGCCUGCAGUGCCACCAGGGGAGGGCGUCGUUCCCGUGGCCCUGGGGCUGCCUGCCCCGCACUCCGUACCCCGGGGCACCAGGUGGGGGAACGCACAGAGCGCAGAGGCCGGGAGCGGAGCCCCGGAGAGUGGAAGGCGCCCCACCGACCUGCCCAAUGCCCACGUCCAGCUCUGCCCAUCCAGCAUUUUGAGCCUCCGCCCCUCCCUUCCCUACCCAGCUCCUGGGCGGCUCCUGGGAAACGCCCCAGCACAGGCCAUGCCCGCCCUCACCUCUCCUGUGGGACCCUCCCUCCAGGGCCCCUGGCAGGGUCGGGGGCACUUCGGCCUGCGGGCUAGGAGCGGCCAGAGGCCAGGGCUGCCGGCUGCCACCGCGCUUCUCUCCUGGGAGCCUGAAGCCACUUGGCGAAAGGUGGUGGGGAAGGCGCAGAAAGGGAAGGCCCUGCGGCUGAAACUCAGGGCCCCAGGGAAGCUGGGGGUUCAAGGAAUCAAGAAGAUGGAGGGUGGGGGUGCCAGGCAGGGGGAGCUGGGCUGCGAGGGGGGCAGAGCCCAGAGCAGGCUGGUCACUGGGGCCAGAGGACGGGAAAGGCUUGGCGGCCCUGGGGAGCCACCCCCAGGCAGGGAUGGUGCCACCUUCCAGGCCCCCCACUCCUUUCCCUGCAGGCAAGGACUAGACCGGGGGCUGACCUGGGGCCACUACGGCCGGGGGGAGCCGGGUGGGGCCAGCUGGGUGGGGAUCCCCACAGCCCUCCCUGUGUACCCGCGGCAAAAGGAACGAGCAGUGCACGGCCACAAGACAGGACCGUAG